Paralichthys olivaceus (Japanese flounder) is the source of this 844-nucleotide messenger RNA. Lineage: Eukaryota; Metazoa; Chordata; Actinopteri; Pleuronectiformes; Paralichthyidae. The record is from RefSeq and is a predicted model, not a curated record.
GAGGACACGCUCAUCCACUUCUCUGGAGUCGCCAUGGGUGAGGCGUGCACUGUCGUCCUGCGAGGAGCGACUCAGCAGAUUCUGGACGAGGCGGAUCGCUCGCUGCAUGACGCUCUGUGCGUGUUGGCUCAGACCGUGAAGGAGCCGCGCACCGUCUACGGAGGAGGCUGCUCCGAGAUGCUGAUGGCCAAGGUGGUGAGUGACCUGGCCAACAGGACGCCAGGGAAGGAGGCGGUUGCCAUGGAGUCGUUUGCCAAAGCUCUGAUGAUGCUGCCGACCAUCAUCGCUGACAACGCUGGCUACGACAGCGCCGACCUGGUGGCUCAACUGAGAGCCGCUCACCAGGAGAACAAGAGCACGUUUGGACUGAACAUGACUGAAGGCACCGUGGGCAACAUGGCAGAGUUGGGCGUCACAGAGUCGUUCCAGGUGAAGCGUCAGGUGUUGCUGAGCGCGUCCGAGGCCGCAGAGAUGAUCCUGAGAGUCGACAACAUCAUCAAAGCUGCUCCCAGGAAGAGAGUUCCUGACCAUCACCCCUGCUAGAGGAGGAUGAAGAAGAACGAGGGGCGUCGGUUUUGUUAUUUAUCACCUCUGUGUCGUUCGAUUCAAAGAAACGCUCCACUGGUCUUUUCUCUCUGUCAUUAAACUCACUGUGGAAGCACUGCUCAUGCUAAUGCUUGCUGGACUGAAUGCUAACAGUGGAUACGUUCGUACAGUUUGUUUCUGAUGCUAACAUUAGCCUUGGUCGCAGCACUCUGCUUGAGCUAACGUUAGCACAGGUAGCGUUUAGAAACGAAGUUUGGACGUUGUUUUGUUUACUGAAAUAAAUGAACCAAUCAUCAUC